AUGGACCACGACAAUGAUAAAAAGAGACUCCACGAAGAUAGCGAUAAUUCUGAAAUUAAGAAACACAAACCAUUAGAUGUGUUGAGCGAAGAUGGGCCUUUAACACAGAAAGAUGUUGUGUACUUUAAGAAGGAAGCUAUUUGGAGGCAAAUGAGAAGUUAUAAACAGAAAUGUACACUUUUAACGAGAGACUUAAAUGAUAUUAAGCUGAAUUAUGAAUCUAAUGAACGAAAAAUUAACGUAUUAGAUUCGUGGUACGAACUGAUUAUUAACCUCUUUGGUGUAAAGAAGGAACUGAACGUUGAGUUGAACGAAACAAUAUUGAUUCAAUUGACUAAUGUACCAAUAGGGGAUCUAGAUGCGUUAUUGGAAAAGAGACGAGCACAGUUAUUGACUAUAUUAAGUCCUAUAAUUGAAAAUUCCAAACUCUCAAACAUUGAUAAAAGUGACGUGUUAGAGAAGAUAGAAGUUUUAAAUGCAGAGGUGGCCACUCUAAAAUCAGAAAAUAAUACAUUAAGCAAGUUGAAAUCCCAAUUUGAAAGCAAGGUGGAAGACUUACAAGCGCAGUUGUUAACAUUGGUAAAAGAUAAUGAUAGAAGAAGCUCGAAGACUCUUCAGAGAAUUGACGAAAGUCUAACCAACGGAUCGGAUGUGAAAGAAGAAGCUUCCGAGACAGUAAAAUCUGAGGUAAAUAAGGACACAACGGUGAAAAAUGAGAAUUCGGUAGACAAUGAAGAGUUUGAAAGGAUAAGUUCAGAAAUAGAAGAGUUGAAAAGCGAUAAUAGGUUAUUAAAGGAACUGAUGAAUCAGAUCAAUACAAACUAUGAUAAAGUAGUAAAGGAGAAUUUACAGUUAUCUGAUAAACUAGAGAACUUGAAUGAAAACGACUUGAUUAAUUCCGUUUCGUAUCAAGAAUUGGCAGCACAUAACAAACAAUUGAACGAAAGCGUAAAUAAUUUGCAAAAAAUUAAUGACACAACUGUAAAUAAGUUAAAUGAGUUAGAAAAUAAGCAAACCAAUGUGAAGCACUUACUUGACAAGGAAUUAAGGGAGGAAAAUGAAACUCUAAAACAACAAUUACAGAAAAGCGAAAACGAUUUGGUCAGAAUUCGAACUGCCAGAGAUGAGUUACUAUCUAAACAAACAAUCUUGAAAGCUGAUUUUGAAAAUCAAACUACUAAUGAUGAAUUAAAUAAAUUGAAUAAGGUCUUGAAUGAAAGAAUUAAUGCCUUGGAAAGCGAAAGGCAUGAAACUGGUGAUAAUAGUAAGAUAAGCGAAUUAUCGAAGGAUGAAUUGAUUCAACGGAUUAACAUGUUAAAUAGCGAAAUCAAAGAAAUAGAGCAAGCAUUUCAAGAAACGAGAGAAAACUCGCUAUCUAAGUUAAUGAGUGUUACUGACCAAGAAAAUAUGGUUAAAAAGUUGACCAUAGAAAAAACAAAAGCCGACCAGAAAUACUUUGCGUCUAUGAGAUUAAAAGACUCGUUAAGUUCCGAAAAUAAAAUAUUAAAAACGCAGAUAAAUAAGUCACAAGAGCUAGUUAGCAAACUAAAUGACUUAGAAAAGAGCUAUUUGGACAAAAUAGAGAUCUUGACCAAAUCGAAUAAUGACUUUAAAAUAAUCAGACAAUCAGCUCUUCAAGAAAACUCCAAAUUACAGGAAUCAUUAAGGGCGAUCGAUGUUAGAAAAGCUAGCUUAGAAAAAGAAUUGUCGGGCAUGAAGGAUAAAUAUAGUGAUAAGGUCCAAGAAAAUACAAGCUUCACACAGGAACUAAAUGAAAAGAAUUUAAUGAUGGGAAAACUUGAGCAUAAACUAAAGUCGACCGAAAGCUUGUUGAAGAAAUACAAAACCAAUAAUACUUCAUCAAUCUUGCAGGAGGAUGAAAGGCAGCUAGAAGCACUUCGUUCGAUUGCAAAAUGCUCUGUUUGUUCCAAAAACUGGAAGGACACAGCCAUAACGGUGUGUGGACACGUCUUCUGUCUGGGAUGCACCCAAGAACGUUUAGCAGCCAGAUUAAGAAGAUGUCCAACGUGUAACAAGGGGUUUUCAGCUAACGAUUUGCUCUCUAUCCAUUUGUGA
Molecule: messenger RNA, 2076 nt
Organism: Debaryomyces hansenii CBS767
Lineage: Eukaryota; Fungi; Ascomycota; Pichiomycetes; Serinales; Debaryomycetaceae
Gene: BRE1
Product: E3 ubiquitin-protein ligase
Exons: 1
Coding region: 1-2076 (691 amino acids)
Cellular component (GO): nucleus; HULC complex
Molecular function (GO): ubiquitin protein ligase activity
Source: RefSeq, a predicted model, not a curated record